Enterobius vermicularis (human pinworm) is the source of this 213-nucleotide messenger RNA. The record is from the annotation of a GenBank genome assembly. Lineage: Eukaryota; Metazoa; Nematoda; Chromadorea; Rhabditida; Oxyuridae.
AUGGUGAAUAGUGUUGAUGAUGAUGAUUAUGUUGAUCAUGACGACGACUAUGAUGAUGAUGAUGAUGAUGGCGAUUUCGAUUUCGAUGUCGAUGUCGAUGUCGACAUAGAUGAUGAUGAUAUGUUCGUUGUUGCAAAAGUAUCGUUUUUAAAAUUUUCUGGACAUCAAAGAUCGAUGUGUUUUGUUAUUGUUUGGGGAAACAACAAAGUAUGA